Diatraea saccharalis (sugarcane borer) is the source of this 1433-nucleotide messenger RNA. Lineage: Eukaryota; Metazoa; Arthropoda; Insecta; Lepidoptera; Crambidae. The record is from the annotation of a GenBank genome assembly.
AUUGAAUUUUCGCAUUGUGUUUUGCAUUUUGUGCGUGUUGUAUACUUUUUAUUGAAGAUGGAUUUUAUUGAUACCGAUAUCAGACAGUGGGAUGCCAAUGAAGUAAAAGAACACUUCGGCGACAGUCUGACUCUUUUACCGUCAAACGACAACAUCAAAGAACUCCAAACUAUUCUCAGAGACAAAAAUACUAGUAGGAGUGAUUUCAAGUUUUAUGCAGACCGUUUGAUUCGUUUGGUGAUUGAAGAGAGUCUUAAUAAAUUGCCUUUCACCGAUUGUGAAGUUAUAACACCCACAGGGGCUCUCUACAAAGGCUUGAAAUAUGGUGCAGGCAAUUGUGGUGUAUCAAUUGUUCGAUCUGGAGAAGCAAUGGAACAGGGCCUCAGAGACUGUUGCCGCUCAAUCCGUAUUGGCAAGAUCUUGGUAGAGAGUGAUACAGACACUCACGAAGCACAUGUAGUUUAUGCCAAAUUCCCCGAGGAUAUCGCUCAGAGGCAGGUGCUACUCAUGUAUCCUAUUAUGUCUACAGGCAACACGGUGAAACAGGCUGUUAAUGUGUUGACUCAACAUGGUGUAAAGGAGGAGCGGAUUAUCCUUUCGAACCUCUUCUGUACCCCGGCAGCAGUGCAAGCUGUUGUGGACUACGUCCCUAAGAUGAAGAUUCUCACCUCAGAACUGCACCCUGUAGCUCCCAACCACUUUGGACAGAAAUAUUUUGGUACCGACUGAUCCGAGGAUGAAGAAGGUUAAGAUGUGAUAUUCAGUACAGUGAGAUCCAACUAAUAUAGUGCAUGGUUCCUUGUAUGCCUCAUAAAUAUGAACAAUUAGUUUUUAUAAGGUGUCAUAUAAAAGGAAAAGGUGUCCAUUUCACUCGCAAGAGGGUCGAGCCUGAUUCUGACUUUUGUGCAGGUACCAGAGCCACAUUAGUUAUAUCUUACUGUAGCUAAUUUGCUACAAUGGACUCGCACUGGCAUUGUUAGUGAUUACAUUUUCCGAGUGUAUAUUACUAAAAGUUAGAUGAAGAAGUGUAUUUAUGUAUUUUUAAGUCAUAAUGACAUCUAUUUGAAACAGACGAAUUAAUAAUAAUUGUCAUAGUAUUAUUUUUAAGUUAACAUUCACUAAGACUAAAGUUUUUUUUCUUAUCAUAUGGAAUUUACACAGUCUGAAAGGUUUGUUUAGAUAUGUAGAUAUAGCAAAGUGCACCUUAUUCAACUACACAAAGUUUUAGAUUGGGAGUAGAAUGACAAGUAUAUUAUAUUUUGAUCUUGUGAUGAGUUUCUGUGACUAUAUUAGAGUACUGUACUAAUUUAUAAUGUAUUUUUCAUGUGUUAUUAUAAUGUAAAAAUAGUAUACUUAAAUAAUAAGUGAUUUAAAUAGAAUUAAGUGAGCGUAAUACAAUAUUGAAUUCUCUGACACUAUUAAAUAUGAACUGC